Nerophis lumbriciformis (worm pipefish) is the source of this 7909-nucleotide messenger RNA. The record is from RefSeq and is a predicted model, not a curated record. NCBI's taxonomy places the organism in Eukaryota, Metazoa, Chordata, Actinopteri, Syngnathiformes, Syngnathidae.
GGGAAAUAUCGCUCAAAGGAAGACAUGAAACUGCUACAGGAAAAUAUCAAAAAAAGAGAAAAAGCCACCAAAAUAGGAGCGCAAGACAAUAACUAAAACACUACACACGGGAAAACAGCAAAAAACUCAAAAUAAGUCACGGCGUGAUGUAACAGGUGGUGACAGUACACCUACUUUGAGACAAGAGCUAUAUUAAUGCAUGGUUGGUUAUGCUUUAAAGUCAUAUCCAAAAAUUGUGACAACGUUUUACUGUCAACUGAGUUUAGUUUUUUUAAUGAUUUCUGCUGGUGGUGUGUCACCGGAUUUUUUCAACGCAAAAAAUGUGCCAUAGGUUAAAAGAUAGCACAAGAGAAAACGAUAACACAAGGUUAAAAGAUAACGCAAGAGAAAACGAGCAAACACAACACAACACAAACAGAGCACGAUAAAAAAAAAAAUAUAUUAAAAUAAUUGACUCAGGUGAAAAUUUGGGGUCCACGGCACGAUCGUGUUAUAUAGAACCGAAUGCACUAUAUCGACCUUUAAGGCAGUGUUUUUCAAUCACAUUUAUGCAGAUAUUCGCCUGACAACUCUCAUUAUUAUUAUUAUUUUUUUGUAUUAAUGAUAAUAAUCAUUAUACUAAUAGUAGUAGUAGCAGUAGUAUAGAAAAAUAUCAACAUAGGAAAAAAGAAACAAUGAAUAAAAAAAAAAUCAUGCACCUUUUAUCCUUAUUCUUAAUGCACCACCAUGUACAUUUGAGCAUAAACAUAUUUAGAGGAAAUUAUUAUCAUACAAUGGCAAAAACUAACAACUGACUCCAUAUGCCCACACAUUGGAAUGUUAGUGCACCCACUGAUAUGUCCCUUUAAAAGUGGGCAUGUCAUUGAAGUCGCCCCCUGCUGUCUGCUAGAAGUACAUUGUUUUAAAAGGGUUUUAACCUGUCAAAUUUGGAGUAAUCUAAGAAUAUCCUCUUUAAUUUGUAUUCAUAUAUUGCUCAUUAGAGUAAUUAAUACUGCUAUAUCAUCCCAGUAUACAAAAUAAAUCCCAAAUGCAUGAAUAAAUUAAUGAAUGGCUUGAAAGGAGACACAUUCCUGCUGGGAGUUUAUCCGGGGGGAGUUUUAGUGUAUUAGUGGGAGUGUGUGAGUGUGUGUGUGUGUGUGUGUGUGUGUGUGUGUGUGUGUGUGUGUGUGUGUGUGUGUGUGUGUGUGUGUGUGUGUGUGUGUGUGUGUGUGUGUGUGUGACGUCACCAUGCAUACACACUCCACAGUGAGUAAGAGAGUGUGUGAGUGUGUGUGGAGGGGGGCGUGCAAAAGCAAGCAGGCAGGCAAAGCGAGCACUUUGCAGCCACAGUCUCGCCACGUUCACGCUCAAUGGAGAGCCAGGACAUAGACGGACCCCACACAUCCCACACGCCAGAGACUACCCUUACUCUAAAUAAAAUCAAACAGAAGAAAACACAACAACAGAAGAAAAGGAGGGACUAAGAAUAGCGGAUUUUUUCCUCCCCUCUCUCUCUCUGUUCCAUGCGUUUCCACGGUUUGGCAGUCGAUUGUCAUUGCUGGAUUAAAAAAAAAAACAAGGAAGAAAAGUGACGACUUUUAAAAGUGAAACGCAACAAUGCUGAUAAGGCUGUGACUAGACCCUGCAUCUGAGGACUCAGACCAGGACUGACUCACAGGGCUCUCUCUGUGAGCCAGCGCCACCGAGGCUGCCAAAGCAUGCUAGUGCCAAGCUGUGCCACCAUGCCCACAGCCAGACCAGCAACGCUGCUGCUACAGCUGCUGCUAGCCACGGGUCUCAUCCUGCACCUUGCCGACGCUCAAACACCGCCAAAAUUUUUAAGAACCCCCAAUGACCAAACAGGCGUCCAAGGGGGCGUGGCCUCGUUCAUUUGCCAAGCCACGGGAGAUCCGCGGCCGAAGAUUGUAUGGAACAAGAAGGGGAAGAAAGUGAGCAACCAGCGAUUCGAGGUAGUGAUCGAGUUUGACGACGGCUCUGGUUCGGUUCUACGCAUCCAGCCACUUCGUACACCUCGCGACGAAGCCAUCUACGAAUGUGUUGCCUCCAACAGCGUUGGCGAGACGAGCGCCACCACACGCCUCACUGUUUUACGCGAGGACCAGCUGCCUCCUGGUUUCCCCACCAUAGACAUGGGCCCUCAGCUCAAAGUGGUAGAGCGAACUCGUACAGCCACCAUGCUCUGUGCCGCCAGUGGCAACCCAGACCCCGACAUCUCCUGGUUUAAAGACUUCCUUCCUGUCAAUACCACCAGCAACAACGGGCGCAUUAAACAGCUGCGAUCAGAAUCCUUUGGUGGUACGCCAAUACGAGGCGCCCUUCAGAUCGAGCAGAGCGAGGAGUCUGAUCAGGGAAAGUACGAAUGUGUGGCGACCAACAAUGAUGGAACGCGCUACUCUGCACCGGCCAACCUUUAUGUCCGAGAACUCCGAGAAGUGCGCCGCGUCCCACCGCGCUUCUCCAUCCCGCCCACGGACAAUGAGAUAAUGCCGGGCGGCAGCGUCAACAUCACAUGCGUGGCGGUGGGCUCGCCUAUGCCAUAUGUGAAGUGGAUGCUCGGCGCUGAGGACCUAACCCCGGAGGACGACAUGCCCAUCGGACGCAAUGUCUUGGAGUUGACGGAUGUGCGACAGUCGGCCAACUACACAUGUGUGGCCAUGUCCACGCUGGGCGUCAUCGAGGCGGUGGCACAGAUUACAGUCAAAGCGUUACCCAAGACUCCAGGCACCCCUGUGGUGACCGAGCGUACUGCCACUAGCAUCACACUUACAUGGGAUUCCGGUAACCCCGAACCGGUGUCGUACUACAUCAUCCAACACAAGUCCAAGUACUCAGAGGACUCCUAUAAAGAGAUCGACGGGGUGGCGACCACCCGCUACAGCGUAGGCGGUCUAAGCCCCUACUCGGACUAUGAGUUCCGCGUGGUGGCGGUUAACAACAUCGGGAGAGGGCCGCCAAGUGAGGGCAUUGAGGCUAAAACAGCCGAGCAGGCGCCCAGCACGGCCCCGCGGCGAGUCCGGGGGCAAAUGCUGAGCGCCACAACGGCCGUCAUCAACUGGGAGGAACCGGAAGAAGCCAACGGGCAGAUUAUGGGCUACAGGAUCUACUACACUUUGGAUUCCGCGCAGCACGUCAACCUCUGGGAUAAACAGAUUGUAAGAGGGGCUAACUUUGUCACAAUUCAGGGCCUUAUUCCAAAUAAAACCUACUACAUCAAGGUUUUAGCCUACACCUCAGUCGGAGACGGACCACUUUCCCCAGAUCUUCAGAUCAUUGCAAAGACAGGAGUUCCUGCCCAACCAACAGAUUUCAAGGGUGAAGCUAAGUCAGAAACCAGUAUUCUGCUUUCGUGGGUGGCACCGGUCCAAACGGGACAGGAGAACCAAAUAACAGGAUACGAUCUUAUGUACAAGAAGAGGGACGAUAAAGAUGAGAAGCGCAUCAGCUUUGAGCCGACAUCCACAUACCUCAUGAAAGACUUGAAGCCAUUUACGACUUACAGCUUCCGUCUGGCGGCACGUAGCAAACACGGUGUGGGCGCUUACACCAGUGAAAUAUCCGCGGAAACGCCACAAACACAACCCUCCGGACCGCCAACAGAUGUCAAGUGCUAUAGCCCUACAUCCACUAGUAUCCUGGUAAGUUGGCAAGCGCCGACAAUGGAAUCGCAGAACGGCAUCAUCACUCGAUACAGCAUCCAGUACACAGCCAACGAAGGUGGAGAGGAUAAUGCCGGUGCCGGACGUGUCGCUGACAACAUCCCGCCGGAAAGCACCCAGUACCUUUUGGAAAACCUGGAAAAAUGGACAGAGUACCGUGUGACAGUUACUGCACAUACUGACGCAGGAGCAGGACCGGGAAGUGUGCUGCAAGUCAUCCGCACAGAGGAGGAUGUUCCUAGCGGGCCACCUCGCAAAGUCGAGGUGGAAGCUGUCAACUCGUCGUCAAUUAAAGUCAUCUGGCGCUCGCCCAUGCCCACCAAGCAGCACGGUCAGAUCCGAGGGUACCAGGUGCACUAUGUCAGGAUGGUUAAUGGCGAGCCCACAGGACAGCCCGUCAUCAAGGACAUUCUGAUUGAUGAUGCCCAGUGGGAAUAUGAUGACACAACUGAACAUGAAAUGGUCGUCUCAGAGCUGCAGGCCGAGACCACAUAUUCGGUGACUGUGGCGGCAUACACAACAAAAGGCGAUGGCGCACGCAGCAAGCCCAAACUGGUCACGACCACUGGUGCAGUUCCUGACAAACCUCGACUAAUGGUCAGUACCACCAACAUGGGCACGGCUCUCCUCCAGUGGCAUCCUCCAGCAGUCACCCACGGACCCCUGCAAGGUUACCGCCUCCGUUUUGGGCGUAAAGAUUUAGAACCCCUGACUGUCAUCGAGUUCCCCGAGCGGGAUAACCACUACACCACCAGAGAGAUCCACAAGGGUGCCUCAUACACUUUUCGGCUUUCUGCGCGCAACAAGGUGGGCUUUGGUGAAGAAACGGUAAAGGAGGUGACGACAAACGAGGAUGUGCCGAGUGGUUACCCCCAAUGGAUCGCCGCGGACGGCGCCACCACUUCCACCAUCCAGGUCAGCUGGCAACCUCUUCUCCUGGCGGAGCGCAAUGGCCAGAUAGUCAAGUACGCUCUGCAGUAUAAAGACAUCAACAGCCCACGAAGUCCCUCAGAACUCUUCAUCACUGCUCCGGAAUCAACUGUGGUCUUGGAUGGCCUUAAGGCAGAUACCACUUAUGAUAUUAAAAUGUGUGCCUUCACCAGCAAAGGUUCUGGUCCCUAUAGCCCAAGUGUCCAAAUUAGGACACAGCCUUUGGAUCAAGCAGUGUUUGCAAAGAAUUUCCAUGUGAGAGCUGCCAUGAAGACAUCCGUGCUGUUGACAUGGGAAAUCCCGGACACCUACAACGCAGGUCAGCCAUUCACGAUCCUGUACGAUAACGGCCAAAGCGUGGAGGUAGACGGCAAGCUGGCACAGAAGCUAAUCACAGGGCUACAACCGGAAACGCAGUACUCCUUUCUAUUGACCAACCGCGGGAACAGCGCCGGUGGCCUGCAGCACCGUGUGUCCACCAUGACAGCGCCGGACAUCCUCCGCACUAAGCCCUACCUGAUAGGCAAAACCAACAUAGACGGCAUGGUGACCGUGGAGUUGCCCUCUGUGCAGACGUCAGAGAAAGUGCGGGCAUAUUAUAUUGUGGUGGUGCCACUGAAAAAGCAGCAGCGAACUGGCAAGUUCUUCAAACCCUGGGACAAUCCGGACGAGAUGAAUUUAGAAGAGCUGCUGCAGGAGAUAAACCGCACCAGCCGAGGCCUUCGUCUCCGCAGGCAGGCUGAGCCCAAAGCGUACGUCGCCGCCUACUUCUCAGACCUGCCCAAAGAGUUCACGUUGGGCGACGGCAAGUUCUAUGGAGACUUUGAAAACAAGCGGCUGCAAAGUGGACAGGAGUACAUCUUCUUUGUGCUCGCCGCUCUGGACAUGUCCGAGAAUGUCAUGUAUGCCACCAGCCCGUAUUCCGACCCCGUGGUUUCAGCCGAUAUCGACCCUCAGCCGAUCAUCGACGAGGAGGAGGGUCUCAUAUGGGUGGUUGGCCCCGUCCUAGCCGUGGUCUUCAUCAUCUGCAUCGUCAUCGCCAUCCUGCUGUACAAAAGCAGCAAACCAGACAGGAAAAGGGCUGAAUCCGAAGCGAGAAAAGGCAGCCUGCCCAACAGCAAGGAGAUGCCCCUGCAUCAUCCCACCGACCCCGUAGAACUACGCCGCCUCAACUUCCAAACACCCGGUUCGCGUGCGUGCGGUCACCCAAGUAGCCUCCAUUUGUCAAGUAUGGCGAGCCACCCCCCAAUCCCCGUCAUGGACCUGGCGGAUCAUCUGGAACACCUGAAAGCCAACGACAACCUCAAGUUCUCCCAGGAGUACGAGUCCAUCGACCCCGGACAGCAGUUCACCUGGGAACAUUCCAACCUGGAGGUCAACAAGCCAAAGAAUAGAUACGCCAACGUCAUCGCCUACGACCACUCGCGAGUCCUACUCUCUGCAAUUGACGGUAUUCCGGGUAGUGACUACAUCAACGCCAACUAUAUUGACGGCUACAGGAAACAGAACGCCUACAUCGCCACUCAGGGUUCCCUGCCAGAGACGUUCGGGGAAUUCUGGAGGAUGAUCUGGGAACAGAGGAGUGCCAUCAUUGUCAUGAUGACCAAACUGGAGGAAAGAUCCAGGGUAAAGUGUGAUCAAUACUGGCCAACGCGAGGGACGGAAACGUACGGCCUCAUCCAAGUGACACUGCUCGAUACGGUGGAGUUAGCCACAUACUGCGUGCGAACAUUUGCACUUUUUAAAAAUGGCUCCAGCGAGAAGCGGGAGGUCAGGCAGUUCCAGUUCACGGCUUGGCCGGACCACGGGGUGCCUGAACACCCCACGCCGUUCCUGGCCUUCUUGAGGCGGGUGAAAGCCUGCAACCCUCCAGACGCGGGGCCCAUGGUGGUGCACUGCAGUGCCGGCGUGGGUCGCACGGGUUGCUUCAUCGUCAUUGACGCCAUGAUGGAGCGCAUCAAGCAUGAGAAGACGGCGGACAUUUACGGCCACGUGACGCUGAUGCGCGCCCAGCGGAACUACAUGGUGCAGACCGAGGACCAGUACGUUUUCAUCCACGACGCGCUGCAGGAGGCCAUCAACUGCGGCACCACCGAAGUGCCCGCCAGGAACCUCUUUGCCUACAUUCAGAAACUGACGCAGAUAGAGGGCGGGGAGAAUGUAACCGGCAUGGAACUAGAGUUCAAGCGCUUAGCAAACACUAAAGCCCACACCUCGCGAUUCAUCAGUGCCAACCUACCGUGCAACAAGUUCAAGAACCGCCUUGUCAACAUAAUGCCAUACGAGUCCACGAGAGUGUGUCUCCAGCCCAUUCGAGGCGUGGAGGGCUCCGACUACAUCAAUGCUAGUUUCAUUGAUGGCUACAGGCAACAGAAAGCCUACAUUGCCACGCAGGGCCCCUUGGCAGAAACCACAGAAGACUUCUGGAGAAUGCUGUGGGAGCACAACUCCACGAUUGUUGUCAUGCUAACCAAGCUCAGAGAAAUGGGCAGGGAAAAAUGCCACCAGUAUUGGCCUGCAGAGAGGUCAGCUCGGUACCAGUACUUUGUGGUGGACCCUAUGGCCGAGUACAAUAUGCCACAAUACAUCCUUAGAGAGUUUAAAGUGACCGAUGCAAGGGACGGCCAGUCACGAACGGUGCGGCAGUUCCAGUUCACAGACUGGCCCGAGCAAGGAGUGCCAAAAUCCGGGGAGGGCUUUAUCGACUUUAUCGGCCAAGUACAUAAAACUAAAGAGCAGUUUGGCCAAGAUGGGCCUAUUUCAGUCCAUUGUAGCGCCGGCGUCGGUCGAACCGGCGUUUUCAUCACCCUCAGCAUUGCCUUGGAGCGAAUGAGAUACGAGGGCGUCGUCGACAUCUUUCAGACGGUGAAGAUGUUGCGGACGCAAAGGCCGGCCAUGGUGCAAACGGAGGAUCAAUACCAGUUCUGCUACAGAGCGGGAUUAGAGUACUUGGGAAGCUUUGAUCACUAUGCAACGUAAAAAGAUCCCCCCGCCGCUCCCCCUGCCCAACAUUUCGAGGGAAAAUGUGGCAAGGAGAAGGAGGAGAAAAAACCCCAGUUGCGCCUCUCUUCUGAGCCAUAAAUGAACUGCUUGAGAACGUACGAACUCCUUGCUAACAACUCAUAAAGUGUGCCGUCAAGAAGAAAGAAAACUAUGAAAAACGUCAACAACAAAAAAAAAGCAAAGGACCAAGUAUGAACUCCACCAAGUGAUGGACCAUUGAAGCAUCCUUUUGCUUCAAGGAUUUAUUUGGGAGUAAAAAAAACAAACAAACAAAAAAAACAAACAAGGAGAGACAUCGGAGGACAUUGUAAAGAAUAACA